AUGGCUCCAAAUAUCCCACCAAUGAUCGGGCCGGUCCUGGGUCUCGCAGGAUGGACCUUCGUAAUGGAAUCCUGGAUGUAAAUCUUCCCCCCCCCCCCCAAGCUCUCCAUGAUAUAUAUCCACAGCAUUAUUAACCUCCUCCUCCUCUUCUUCUUCUCUGCAGGUAUGCCUACCGCCUCCCAGACCUGCAGAAAUACAAAGUCAAAGUCAACCCGAGCAUGUCCAAGGCGGACAUGAACAGCCAGAUCCCGCGCCAUCGCCAAUUCCCCGCGGACAACUAUGACCACCUCCACGAGCAACCUACCGUUUUCUACGCCGUGGCUCUGAGCUUGGCGUUUAUGGAGGCGGACGAUCGGGUUACGGUCGGGCUGGCGUGGGGAUAUGUGGCUAUGAGGGUGGUGCACAGUUUGUUGCAGGCGACGACGAAUGUGAUUCCGAGGCGGUUCGUGGCUUUUGCGACGAGCAGUUUGAUCCUGUUGGGAUUGACGGGCAGGGCGGCUCAGAGGUGCUUUUUCUGA
This is a messenger RNA of Lecanosticta acicola, 518 nucleotides long. The record is from the annotation of a GenBank genome assembly. Lineage: Eukaryota; Fungi; Ascomycota; Dothideomycetes; Mycosphaerellales; Mycosphaerellaceae.